Hyaloscypha bicolor E is the source of this 1494-nucleotide messenger RNA. Its product is annotated as general substrate transporter. Lineage: Eukaryota; Fungi; Ascomycota; Leotiomycetes; Helotiales; Hyaloscyphaceae. Gene Ontology annotation, biological process: transmembrane transport; carbohydrate transport. The record is from RefSeq and is a predicted model, not a curated record. Bases 1 to 1494 code for a protein of 497 amino acids. Gene Ontology annotation, molecular function: carbohydrate:proton symporter activity. Gene Ontology annotation, cellular component: membrane. The transcript has 4 exons.
AUGCAUCGCCCACGCUUUAUCUCUGAGACGGCGUCCGCCUACAGUUAUGCCUGCACGCUCAUGAUGGGCAUCGGGUCCCUGCUUUGGGGCUACGAUUCCGGCAUCUUUGGGACUGCGCAGGCCCAGGUCUAUUUCACAGAACAAUUUAAGACCAAUGCUCAAACGCUAGGGGCUGUGGUUUCUACCUAUCCAGCUGGGGGUGCCGUUGGCUGUCUUCUUUCCAUGCCCAUUGGGAAUUACUUUGGCCGUCGUAACACCAUUCGUAUCGGCGCGGUGGUUUCCAUCAUCGGGACUACCUUCCAGACCGCUGCCUUCAAUGUCCCCCUCCUUAUCGUCGGCCGUGUCAUUGCUGGCCUCGCGAUUGGUAUUAUCUAUUUUGCGAUUCCGAUGUAUAUGUCCGAACUGGCCCCGGCGGAGCAUCGUGGUUUGUUUGUUGGACUCCAUGCACAGUUUAUCGGCUUUGGAUAUGCUCUUUCCAAUUGGAUUGGGUUUGCUGUAUACUACUCAUCGGGAGCAUUUACUUUCCGAUUUCCUGUCGGUUUGCAAAUCGUUCUUGGUGUCAUCCUCCUCGCUUGCACCUUCUACAUCCCCGAAUCUCCUCGCUGGCUCAUCGAAGAGGGCAAGAUGGAAUCUGCUCUCGCGCUAAUGAAGAGACUCCGCCGAGAGGGCACUUCCGAUGAGCUUCUGUGGGCCUCAGUACAGAUGCGUGACCAGAUUACAUGGGAGAAGGAAAACGAACUCAGUUCCCUCAUGGGCAUCCUUCGCAAGCCUUCCUACCGCAAGCGACUCCUCCUAGGCUGCUUCAGUCACAUUGGUCAGCAGAUCUCUGGUAUUUCAGCCAUCAACUAUUACCAGACGAAAAUGUAUCGUAGUCUUGGUAUCAAAGGUGUUACUGUUCUUGCCCUCGCUGGCGUCUGGGGUAUUACUGGACCCUUGGCCAACAUCUUUUGCCUGAUGUUCAUCAUCGACAGGUUCAACCGUCGUGUCGUUCUAAUGACAGGAUCCCUUGCCAUGGCUGCCGAUAUUGCUAUCGUUAUGGCGUUAGUUGCGGUAUAUGGCGGUGGGCCCGACGUCGCCGCCAACGGGAUUGGCAUCUUCUUCCUGAUUUCCUUUGGCAUCAUCUUCUCACUUUCUUGGAACUCCGGAACUCCGCUCUAUUGCACCGAGAUCUUCCCCACGCAAAUCCGUGCCACCGGUGGUGCCAUAGCCACCUUCUGCAGCUUCGUCAUCCAGGUUGUGCUUGCCCAGGCAUCGCCCUCUGCUCUCCAGAACAUCGGCUGGCGCUACUACUUUGUCUUCAUCGUAUGCAACUUGGUUACUGCGGCGAUUGUAUACUUCUUCCUGCCGGAAACCAGGGGAAUGACUCUGGAGGAGAUCAGCGAGGUGUUUGGCGAUGUCUUUGUCGCCGUUCACAUGAAUGAGCCACUCAAGAUCGAGCUCACAGAGAAUGUGACGGUCGCUGAGCAUACAGAGGAUAUUACCCCGAAGGUAUAA